GAGCGUCAGUUUGCGGCUGGAGUUACAAACGAUCGGUACACAAAACAUUCGUGGUGCUAACAAGCUAUAUCCCCCGAUGGGUUGUUCCAUUCAAAUGAAAUGAUCUUCAAGCCGUGCAUAACAAAUCCCAAUUAAAGUUUAUAAUUAAUAACCAAAGAGUUCGCGGGGUCGGUCUGUGAAAAGUUGAAAGUGCCUCCGCUACGCUCCGCUCCAAACUCUACUCUAACAGCGAAUCAAUCUCGUUUGUAUCUGUGUUCCAAAGUGAGUGUCGGUGUGUGCGUGUGCGUGUGUGUGUGCGACUGUGGAGUGUGGAGUGCAUCUGUGAGAGUGGAGUGUACCUUCAAGGUAUCUAAGCAUCUACACUGGGUCUGUCCGUCUGCCUGCUGGAGUCGCAGUUGGAGCUGGGACCUGGGGACUGGAGUUGAAGUUGGAAACUCGUUUUUUCAAAAAGUCUGCACAAAACAAGAAAAUAAAGCGCGCGCGCGCGAGAGAGCUACUACGAAAAAAAUAAAAAUAAAAUAAUAAUAAGAAAAGCAAAAGCAGAUCCGAUCCCCAGGCAGAGGCAGAGGCAGGGCAGAAGCAGAGACCGACUAAGAGCCAGAACCACCGCCAAAAGUAUCUGACAGAUACCGAAGAGAGGCAGGCAGGGAUUUGGCUGCUGCUGGUGCUGCUGCUCGCCCUUCUGCAUUCUUUUUGCUUGUUUAUUUAAUUUUCGUGUGCUGUGCAGUGCUGGGCUGUGCUGCUUCACUUGUUGCAGCUGCACACAGAUACUCAGAUACAUCUCUACGCCAUAGAUACAGAUACAGUGCCACAGCGACUGUGCGGAAAACCAGAAAACCUGUUCCGCGUCGUGUGUCCCCGAGUGUCCCGUGUAUCCCAUGUAUCCCGUGUAUCCCGUGUGCCCGAGUGAGUGCCUGUGUACAUCGGAAUUAUUCAAAUAAGAAAAUCGUCGUCGCUGUCGUCGUCGUUAUUGUUCCUCGUCCUGGACCCCAGUCGAAACCCGAAACAUUUGCCAACAUUUGAAAAGCAGAAAGCCCCCCCAAAAACGAAAAGCCAAAAACCCGUUUAGUGGUUCUCUCGGGGGCCACACAAAUGUACAACAACGAUGGCCACAUUGGGCCUGUCAAAAGUCUUCAUACUGGAUAAAUAUUUUACGGAAUUGCAAAAAUUUUGGGAGACGGAGAAGAAGCUGCAGGAUGCUUCAUCAUCCAACGAGGCAGUGCAUCUGCAACAGCGGCUCAAGAGCCUGAGCACUGAGCUGGUGACGCUGCGCAAUCGAUUGCAUGUGGGCCAGGGUCAAGGACAGGCACAAGGUCAGAGCAAUGGCGGCCAGAAUCACGGCUCCACCGGGAGUGGCGGCGGGGCCAAUGUGGGUCCCAAGGCCAACAACUUUGACCUGAAUGCAUCCAGUCCGAAUCUGAAUCUGAGCUCUGGAGGAGCGGGGCUGUCGGCCAGUGCCCUGCAACAGCAUACCAAUGGCCACCACACAGUGUCCAAGCAUUCGCACAACUUUAGCCAUACUCUGCCGGCCAACGCGGGCUCUGGGACGGUGGUGUCGGCGCGAAACACAUCGAUUCCACACCCACUGCCGCAUCAGUUGGGCGAGAAGACGGCCUUGUCGCACCAUCAGAGCCAUGGAGCGUCGACUGGCACGCUACCCCACAUGAGCAGCAUGGGAAACAUCCUCGGCCAUGGUUCCCACUCGCACUCGCACUCCAACUCUCAUUCCCACUCCAAUUCCAACACGCUGCCGAUGCGCUCCUCCAACUCCAACGGAAUGGGAGCGGCGGCGAUAUCGAACGGAGGAGGAGGAGGAGGAGGAGCUGGAUCCCAGCAUCAGUAUUCGCAUGGCCAUGGCCAGCAGUUGCCAUUCAUACCCGGACCGAAGCAUGCGAAUCCUUGCCAGAGCGUCAAAACUCUACCAUUUGGCUUUGGGUUCGCGCCCCAUCCAUCCGCCAUGGGUCUCCAACAGAGGUUGCAGCAGGUCAGCGUGUUGCCAAAAUUGGCGCAGGACAUGCAGGACCUGAUUCAUCUGCCCGGACCCCUCACCGAGCAUGCCGUUAUGCGUACGCUUGAGGCCCGCUUCAACGAGCAGCGCUACUUUACAAAUGUGGGACCUAUUUUGCUCUCAAUCAAUCCCUAUCUGGAUGUGGGCAAUCCCCUGACACUCACCUCCACACGGUCCAUGGCCCUGGCACCCCAACUGCAGAAGAUCGUCCAGGAGGCAGUGCGUCAGCAGAGCGAGACCGGCUAUCCGCAGGCCAUCAUCCUGUCGGGCACCUCGGGAGCCGGAAAGACAGCUAAUGCUAUGCUGAUGCUCCGCCAGUUGUUCGCCAUUGCUGGCGGUGGACCAGAGACGGAUGCCUUCAAGCAUUUAGCAGCUGCGUUUACGGUGCUUCGGUCCCUCGGCUCGGCCAAGACCACCACCAACUCCGAGUCGAGUCGCAUCGGUCAGUUCAUCGAGGUCCAGGUGACGGAUGGGGCUCUCUAUCGCACCAAAAUCCACUGUUAUUUCCUGGACCAGACUCGUGUCAUCCGCCCCCUGCCCAAGGAGAAGAACUAUCAUAUCUUCUACCAACUGCUGGCGGGACUCAAUCGGGAGGAGCGGCAGAAGCUUCAUUUGGAGGGUUACUCCCCUUCGAAUCUGCGCUACCUUCGCGGCGAACCGAACUACCAGAACGAGCAGGAGGAUGCGGUGCGCUUUCAGGCCUGGAAGACGUGCCUUGGCAUAUUGGGUAUACCGUUUCUGGAUGUGGUACGGGUUCUGGCCGCCGUCCUGCUGCUGGGAAAUGUUCAGUUUAUCGACGGUGGGGGUCUUGAGGUGGACGUCAAGGGUGAAACGGAGCUGAAUUCGGUGGCCAGUCUUUUGGGCGUACCUCCAGCCGCUCUCUUCCGUGGCCUCACCACCCGCACCCACAAUGUCCGGGGGCAGUUGGUCAAGUCCGUGUGUGGGGAUGGAGAUGCCAACAUGACGAGGGAUUGCCUGGCCAAGGCUCUCUACUGCCGUACGGUGGCCACGAUUGUGCGUCGGGCGAAUAGCCUGAAGCGUCUGGGCUCCACUUUGGGAACCCUGAGCUCCGAUUCGAACGAAUCGGUGCACAAUCAAGCAGAUGCGACCUCGCAGCAUGCCUCCACCAUUGGCGGUGGCAACGCUGGCUCCAAAUCGAUGGCAGCUCUCAACAAUGCAGUGAGGCAUGCAACGGAUGGUUUCAUCGGCAUAUUGGAUAUGUUUGGGUUCGAGGAACCCGCGCCACACGCCCAGCUGGAGCACCUGUGCAUCAACCUGUGCGCGGAGACAAUGCAGCAUUUCUACAACACACACAUUUUCAAGUCCUCGGUGGAGUCCUGCCGCGACGAGGGCAUCGUGUGUGACACCGAGGUGGACUACGUGGACAAUGUGCCGUGUAUUGAUUUGAUAUCCUCGCUUCGCACGGGUCUGCUGAGCAUGCUGGACGCCGAAUGUUCCGUGCGGGGCACUGCAGAGAGCUAUGUGACCAAGCUGAAGGUACAGCAUCGCUGCUCCACUCGCCUAGAGACGAAACCCACCGCUGAGCCGCACGAUCCGCGGAUGUUUCUCAUACGCCACUUUGCCGGCCGUGUGGAGUACGAUACCACGGAUUUUCUGGACACCAAUCGGGAUGUGGUGCCGGACGAUUUGGUGGCGGUUUUCUACAAACACAGCUGCAACUUUGGCUUUGCCACACAUCUCUUUGGCUCAGAGUUGAAGGCGCUCUACGCACAGCAACAGGCGCCGCGAGGUCUCAGCUUCCGCAUAUCGCCCACCUCCCACUCGGACUUACUCAACGGGGACGAGCCCGUCUCCACGCUGACUCAGGACUUCCACACGCGACUGGACAACCUGCUGCGCACGCUGGUCCAUGCCAGGCCCCACUUUGUGCGCUGCAUCAGGAGCAAUGGAGCCGAGCAGGCAGGCACCUUCGACAGGGCCACCGUUGUCCGGCAGAUCAGGUCGCUGCAGGUCCUGGAGACCGUCAACCUGAUGGCCUCAGGCUUCCCGCAUCGCAUGCGAUUCAAGCAAUUCAAUGCCCGCUAUAGGAUGCUGGCUCCCUUCCGCCUGCUGAGGCGCAGCGAGGACAAAGCUCUAGAGGAUUGUCAACUGAUCCUGCAGUAUGCCAUGGAGCAGCCUCCGGUUCUGGAUGGCUCUGUGACAUUGGCCUGGGCGCCGGGCAAGCGACAUGUCUUCCUCAGCGAGGGUAUUCGCCAGCAUUUGGAGCACCUGCGCACGGAGAUACGUCACAAGAGCGCAACCCUCAUGCAGGCCACAUGGCGGGGCUGGUGGUGGCGCAAGAAGAUGGGCAAUGGGGUCAAACGUACGCGUAUAACCCACCAUUUGCCCUCGCCAUCGGCCGCACCACUGCCAGUGACCAAACCACCCACCCAUUCUCACAAUUCCCACAAUUCCCAGAGCAAAUCGGCAUCCACAACGAUGGCUGCCUUGGCGGCAGUGGCUGCUGCAGCUCCAACGACAGUGCCACGCCUCUCGGCAAAGUCCACGAAUCUUGGGAUUGGAGGAACGGUGACCAGGCCAAGACCACAGCCGAUUGCUGGGACUCCACCGCCAGAUCCGCAUGAGAAAUGCGACCAGAAGAUUAUACAGCAAACCUGCAGUCUGUUUGGACUGGAUCUGGAACGUCCACCGCCAGUGCCACCCUCUCGAUCCUAUACGAUCAGCGGAAAUUCGAAGUUGGGAUAUCCGCAAAGUCGCCUCAUGAAGAUGAGCUUUCCCGAGGAUCCCCCCACAGCUGGGCAAUCAGAGUCGCAGCAGCUGAAGAAGGGCGAAACGGUGACGGUGGUGGGGGCCUCCAGCGGCAGGGGACAUUUGCUGGUGGAGCACAAGGGUCAGAGCUAUCACGUGCCCUUUCAGUACAUGGAACUGUCUGUCGGAAAUGCUAAUGCUAAUGGGAGUGCACUUCCUGCCGUACAGGCGAACGGUGUUAAGAUCUAAGGGCGAGAUGCUCGAAGAAGACUGUACAUAUUCAAUUUUGUAAUCUAAGCAUUCACACAUUAAUUUAUACAAAACGAAACCCAUUUAUGCCCCGAGGUGCUCGUUGACGCAUUCACGUAGUAUUAUUUAAAGUGUUUCUUCGAUAGGUUGUAGCUUCAAUCGCAUAUACCCACAAGUGCCAAUCAAAUAAGUUCUUCCAUCUAUUCCAUAAGUGACUAUUAUAAGUGACUGAGAUUACAUUUCGGCAGAAUUGUCAGGCCAACACUUACAUGAUAAUCACCUAUACAUGUUUACUCCUCUAUAGAGGACUUGUAUUGGUCUUAAACUUAAGAUUCAUUACUUCAUUCAAAUAAAAGAAGCAUGCAUUGGAAAACGUA
Molecule: messenger RNA, 5343 nt
Organism: Drosophila miranda
Lineage: Eukaryota; Metazoa; Arthropoda; Insecta; Diptera; Drosophilidae
Gene: dachs
Product: unconventional myosin-IXb
Exons: 7
Coding region: 1106-4966 (1286 amino acids)
Biological process (GO): vesicle transport along actin filament; actin filament organization
Cellular component (GO): cytoplasm; actin cytoskeleton; vesicle
Molecular function (GO): actin filament binding; ATP binding; cytoskeletal motor activity
Source: RefSeq, a predicted model, not a curated record